UAGUUAUUCUCCAUUUACAGGGCAAUUCAGAUGAUCAUCAGACGAAGCUUUAGCGAAAAAAAAUGAAAGACACAUUUCACACUACUUUUAAAUGCUUCAUAAUGAGAUCGUUUGAUUUUUUAACCACAGUAACUUCAUAAAUCAGCAACGUCACAAGUAUUGACACCGCGCCUGUUUAGUAGCUGAUAAAUGGAGAGUAUUCUGGUCUAGGGGUAAGAUUUUUGCCUCUAGAUUCAGCCAUCUGGGUGAUCAGGGCUGAUAAAUGUGAAUCGUAAGCUCAUCUCAGUAAUAAAAAGAAAAAAUUUUUGCAACGGUGUUGUUAUAGAUCAUUUGCCAUUGAAUGCCUACAGGCUACAACACUUAUCCAUUUUCAAAUAUGUUCCGUCAGUUUGGGUUCUACAGCUUCUGUGUUUGAAGUUGAUAGCUUUCGGUCAGGAUUAAACUUUUUCACUGGCGUGUCGGCAAUUUUUUAAAGAUAUCCCGUUCACAUAGACAAUUUACAAUGAAAAACUACACGUAGGUAAUACAGAGCAGAGCUGAGAAUCAACGUGCAAUAUCCACUUGAUAAAACUGAUAAAUUGAAAAAGCGAAGAGAGUCUCUUAAUAAGAAUGCUCAUUUUGGCUGCAUCUUGCACGUUGUUUACAUAGAAACCAGCCCCGCGGGAGCCCCGUGGUCUGAUCAUUAUCGCAUGUUCAUGGCAAACCAGGCAUCAUGAGAGCUGACUGUUGCCAAAAUCCUGAUCAAACGCAGACCAACACGGAUGCCAUCACGAUGUGUACUUUAUGCACAUGACAACAGGCCGGCGUGUGGGCUGAGCUGCGGCCAAAGAUCGGGGCCCGCUCACUAUAUAACCCCACGGCCCGGAGCAGUGGUGCACUCCUCUCACUCGACGCCAUGAAGCUGCUCCUGUUUGUCUGCGUGUGUGCGCUGGUGGCCGCCGAGCCGCAGCCGGGCGUCCCGUCGACGCCGCAGCUGGCCGGCGUGCUGACCAACCUGUACCGCCGCUUCCUGCACACGGUGGCCCCCAAGCAGCUCGAGCUGCAGGAUGCGCUCGACAUCCACUGGCGCGAGGGCAAAAUGGCCGGGCCCCGCUUUGUGUCUCCGGUCAAGGGAACCUUCAAUGGCGUCGAGGAGCCGACUUUCUCCUACGUGAACAACAUGAUCACCCCGGGUCAGAAAGGCUUCUUUGGCCGGUGGACCAAGCACGAGACGUCGGACCUGCUGAUCACCUACCACUACGGCGGCUCCGUCAAGGUUCACAUGCUGACGUCCGGUGGCAUUCACAAGGAGGUUAUCCUUGGCAACCCCAUCUACCACAAGGACCACUCCGCCAAGUUCAACGUCAUGGUGCCCAAGAACACGUACUGCAUCUUCGAGUCCCUCUCGGAGGAAGAGUCAACCUUCAGCUCCUUCGUCGCCGUCCCCGCCUGGGACCCGACUCAUGCUCACUACUACACCGAGAAAGAGAUGGAGGUCAAGUUCCCCGCCUUCACCGAGCUGUUCCACGAGCUCUCCAAGCCCGAGGUGCACCACGAGGAUGGCUAUUUCGAGGAGCACGGUCACUACAAUGAGGAGCACACCGAGCCCGAGCAUCACGGAUACCGCAGGCGCUUCCGCGGUCGUCAGGGCAAGGGCAACUUCUUCUACUAAAGGAUAACUGUUCAAUGAGUGCAACUCUUUUGCUGGUUAAAUUGUGAAUCCUGUUCAAUUUAAACGCUCAUUUUUGUCGGUUGAUAAGUGCGUUGUGAGGUGCUACAAAUACAUGUAAAUCUGCAUGA
Messenger RNA from Amphibalanus amphitrite, 1779 nucleotides. RefSeq lists its product as uncharacterized. Lineage: Eukaryota; Metazoa; Arthropoda; Thecostraca; Balanomorpha; Balanidae. The transcript is spliced from 4 exons. The record is from RefSeq and is a predicted model, not a curated record. The coding region runs from base 896 to 1651 and encodes 251 amino acids.